AUGGGCCAAAUCCCGCUGAAGUGUUGCCGCUUUGAGUGCAGUUGUCGCCACUCCAGCCAGCAACGGCUCCACCACGCUGUUGUCGGAACUGGACUUGCCAAGAAAAGCAGAGAGAAAACUGCCGCCUUUGAAAGCUACCCGCAGAAAAACGCCGAGAUCCUCAGCAGCCAGUACGGCAUCAACCUCUUCCUGGCCGGGCUGCUGCUCACCUUCGCCUGGGCCGUGCACGCCGUGGGCAUCAGCAAGAGCCACCUGCUCUCCUACCUGAUCACGCUGAUGCUCAUCCAGCUGCUGUGGAUGCUGUGGUACCUCUGCAGGAGCUGCACGCAGAGGAGGCUGAUCCGGGACAAGGACACGCACGCCGGAGCCCGCUGGCUGAGGUGUGGGAUUACAUUAUUUGCAGUGAUUACUUUAAUUCUGGACUCUUUUAAAAUGGGAUAUUAUAUUGAUUUUUCAAACUGCUUAUCACCUACUGAAGGCAUUUUUCCUGUUACACAUGCUGUGCACACCAUCUUACAGGUGUACUUUCUUUGGUGCCAUGCAAAGGAUAUUAUCCAGUCUUUCAAAACACUUGAAAGGUUUGGAGUUAUCCAUUCUGUGUUCACAAAUUUACUCCUGUGGACAAACGGAGUGCUGACCGAGUCAAAACAUCAACUGAAUGAACAUAAGGAAAGGCUAAUCACGCUUGGUUUUGGGAACAUAACAAUAGUUUUAGAUGAUCAUGCACCUCAAUGCAAUUGCACAACAACAACUCUCUGUUCAAUAUUUUCUCAAGGAAUAUAUUAUCUAUACCCCUUUAAUAUAGAGUACCACAUCCUAGCAUCCACGAUGCUCUAUGUCCUGUGGAAGAACAUUGGCCGCAAAGUCGAGCACCACCAGCAACACAAAACUCCAUUCAAAUUCCAUGGCAUAACUGUUGGAAUGAUUUUUGGACUAAUCGUGUUAACUAGCACCAUAGCCAUAGUUGUUGUGUAUUUAAUUCAGAUUGGACGUUCAAAAAUCAAAAGCGAGUUAGCACUUACCAUGUUUUACUUGCAUGCGAUCUUUGUGUUGGCUCUCAUGUGUACAGCUGGAAUUGUUGCCCUGCUCAUCUACAGACUGGAAGAUAGAUCGUUAGAUAAUUCAAAAAAUCCUGCUCGAAAACUUGAUGCGGAGCUGCUGGUGGGCACAGCUGCAGGGUCUUGGCUCCUCUCCUGGGGCUCGAUCCUCGCCAUUAUCUGUGCCCAGGCUCAUCCAAAAUACACGUGGUAUAACCUGCCCUACUCCGUCCUGGUUAUCAUUGAGAAAUAUAUUCAGAACCUCUUUAUCAUUGAAUCCGUACAUCGUGAGCAGGAAAAGGUGAACGACAACAUUAAAACUCUUCGCAUAGUGACUAUAUCUCGGGGGAGCACUUUGUCACUUGCCCCCUCAUACAAAGAGAUUUACAAUGGCAGAGCCGCUCGUGACAGCGGAGAGGUGCCCUGCCUGUUUAAGGGCAGUGUCUGCAGGAGAGAAAAUGAUGGUCAUGGCAGUGCCAAAGAAGAAAUGAAUCAGGAAAAUAAUUCAGUCAUACAUUCAGCCUCAGAUUUCUCAUUUUACAGUAGAACCUCAGUUACUAGCAGCAAGAGGAGAGUUCUGAAGAACAUUGCUGUGUUUUUAUUCCUAUGCAAUCUUUCGCUUUGGAUACCACCGGCAUUCGGGUGCCGCCCGGAAUAUGACAAUGGACUAGAAGAAAUAGUUUUUGGCUUUGAACCCUGGAUAAUUGUUGUGAACCUUGCAAUGCCUUUUUCUAUUUUCUACCGGAUGCAUUCAGCUGCCUCACUUUUUGAGGUCAAUUCAUAUAUUGACAAUACUACAUCAUCACAGGUUUUAAAAUACAAGAAAAAGCAUGAAGUUACCCUCUUUCUGCCUACCUAUCUGCUCAAGCUUGUGACAGGAGGCAGUAGUGUAGAAAGCAUAGUAAAAUUUCAUUCUUUUGAAUUUAAAAUAGUAAAAUCUCAAGUGAGCUCUGACAAUUUCUGUUUCAAUGGGUUAAGGCGUCUUUCCCGGCUGCUCGCACCUCCUCCCUGCCUGACUCCACCACGCACAGCAGAGCUGGCGGGAGAUAACGCCCACCCGCCCCUCCGCUGCUCCCAGCCACAGCCCGACGUCUUCCCGUUCCAGCACCGGUGCUGCUCUGUGCCAAGCCCCCAGCGCCUGCGUGGUGCCGCGGAGUUGUGGGCAGCUGAUGGUGGUUUUGGGCUGCUGUGA
Molecule: messenger RNA, 2229 nt
Organism: Opisthocomus hoazin
Lineage: Eukaryota; Metazoa; Chordata; Aves; Opisthocomiformes; Opisthocomidae
Gene: OTOP1
Product: otopetrin 1
Biological process (GO): proton transmembrane transport; inner ear morphogenesis
Cellular component (GO): membrane
Molecular function (GO): proton channel activity
Source: RefSeq, a predicted model, not a curated record